AAACGCUGCUUAAUCUACAGAUACUGUUUUCAUCAAAUUAUGCAUAACUGUGUGCUUCGGAUCUUUUCAUCUAUCCUACUUUUGCUGUGCUCCAAUUCUUCAGUCUGUAUCAAUCAGUUCCUAACUCAAAAUCUGCCAACAUCGAUAAAUGAUUGUUUUUAAUUCGAAUAUGUUUGAUCGAUUUAAUCGGUACUAAUCCGGUCAGAUAGAUCCACUUGUUGGGAUACUUUAAAUAUCAAAACCAACGGUUGAGAUGAAAAGCUGAGCAAGAUGGACGGUUUCAGAGGAUACUCCACAACACUUUCUGCUUGCGCUUAAACCCAACCCAUUUGGUUUCUUCUGUUCGCCAAAUCCCUCGUCCCCGUCUCUUACCCUCUUUCCGUCGCUCCGUCGGACUCUCGUCUCGCAUCUUCGUCGCUCCGUCUACUGUACCUCCCUCGUUCAGCACCCGUGUCGGAGCCUAAAAGCUCCUCCUCUCAUCAUGUCAUGCCAAGCCCGUGAAUCCCAGAUCCCCUUCGAUUCUACUUCCAUCGCGAUAUUCACCUCCUCGUUUUUCUAUUUUCUCUCCACUGAUUGAUUUCUCCCACCGCCACAAUCGCUUAGCAGAGUCUCCACCGCGUCCGUGGUGGCCGCGGCAUGCUCGUCGAGUCGACCACGACGGAGCCACCUCACCGCCGCCAGACAGAAAACCACAAUGCGUUCCUCUGGAAUUAUUGUUCAAUAGGUUCCCUUCAUAUUUGCUCUCUUUUGUCUAUUUCGUGCUAUGAAUUUUAGAUGCGAGAGUGUCGAAGUCUUGUGGAUUGCUUCUAUACUCUUACCUGAUUACUCUCAUUGACUCCAAACAACUGCCCUGAUUCUCUAACAGUUGAUGAGGUUGUAUUCGUGAGGCUUGCUUCUUUCCGUUGGUUCUUGAAUGUGCCUGGUUGAUUAUGCAUUGUUUAAUAUACAGGGGAAGUUCCAAUUAAUGGAUCCCGAUACAAUGUGUCGUUGGCUUGGUAUGUAUAAGAUAAUAUCAAUCUGUGUGGAUUAUAAUACAAUUUGUCAUUGGCUUGAUAUUUAUAGGACGAUAUCGAUAUUUCUCUCCUUCAGUGUGUACUUUAGGUAAUAUACAUUUGGUAUCCUGAACACUAUUCAGUUAAAAAAUGAUAUAAAAGUGAUGACUUUGGUAUUAGAUGCCAGUGUUUUUUGUUUGUGGGAGUCACUUGAUUAAGGAUCAGCUGUCAUGGGUUUUACAGUUUGGUUUUUGUUACUGUGUCAGUUAUUGAGUUAUUAAAGAUCAGCUGUCAUCGGAUUUUACAAUUUUGUUUUUGUUACUACGUCAGUUAUUGGAUUGCAUUUGGUAAUAAUUUGUUACUACGUCAGAUAGUGAUAAGCAUGCUUUUGUUUUCCUGAAAUAUAUGCACAUGUAUCAGAAUUUUGUCUCCAUGAAUGCAACAUUCAUCUAUCGAUUCUUUUUAUGUGGCCUAUAAUUUUGGUAAUAAUUAAUAUGAUAAAAAGCUGACAUGAUCUUUAUGUUCAGAAGAUGUUACAAGGGGAGAAGACUGAAUUGGACUUGUAUAGAAAUGGUGGGAACAACUAUGAUGUGACCCUCGAUGGUUGGAAUAAAUAUGAGGGACUUAAUGGUUAUUAAAAGGACCAUGAGCUUUUCUUUAAGUCUUGCAAUGAAAACACUGAAAGAAGUAUUGAGAUUGACUUAACUAUACAAUCGGCCGUUUGAUUAUCUUAAAUGCCCCAUACUGCUGUCAGAUGCCAAUUUGUUUUUUAACAUGGUAGUAUUUGUCUAUUUGAUUCUUUCUUUUGUAUUUUAACAUGGUAGUGUUUGCUUCUUUCUCUGUUUACACACCCAUCAUUUGCUAAUUCCAUGACUUGGAUACUUUAAUGGUAUUUAUUCCUUGUGGCUUGAACUAAUCUUAAUUUUUACAAAUUGUAUGGUAGGAAGCUUUAAGCUUCUUGGAGCUAUGAGACAUUUAGAUGUUAAAGUUCUGGUUGUGGCUCUAUAUCUUGUUCGAGAAAGGGCAGUCUCUUGGAUAAGGCAUAUAUAUUUAUUUAUAAUUGCUCUAGUUACAGAGUACAUAUUCCUGAUUGCUAGUGGGUAAUGACAACAUAAACCUAACUCACUUCUUAAACUUAAGACUGCAAAUCAGAAGCUGUUUGAAGCCUAAAAAUGUUGUGGUUGCUGAUCAGUUAUUAACUUUUGAGUUAUUUAAGAAGCAAUCAUUGUCAAUCUUAGAGACUCUGUGGUUAUUUGAUAUUUUAUUAUGCUAGUAUUUUCUAAAGUCUUUAUCAUGGAGAGGUGUUAUUUUCAGUUGGUCUGUCUCGGAUGAAAUGACUCAACCUUGCUGCUAAGACAAACCUGGCUGUGCUUUAGGUCUGCUGCAAUCUCUAGAAAGGCAACAUGGACCAACUCUUAAUCCAUAUUUGCUUGUUCCCUCCUUGAUAUAAGGUGCCUGCAUCUUUGCUUUUAUCUUGAAACUUGAUCUGAAUAUGGUUGAUGGUGGACAUAGGCAACAUAAGAGGCACAAACCAGCUCAGUUCAGGUCAAUUCGCAAUAAGAUAAUGCCUCAAAAUCAAAUGAAGGAUCAUCCUGCUUUGAAGAUCAUUGCCUUGAUAGCUGAGCGGGAUAGUGCUAUUCAAGAACGUGAGCUGGCCAUCUCUGAAAAGACAGCUGCUUUGGCUGAGCUUGAUAUGGCUCUGAAGGAACGUGAUGCUGCAUUUGCCAAGAGGGACAAUGCCAUUAUGGAGCGUGACAAUGCAAUUGCUGCCCUUCGCUAUGCCCGUGAGAAGAGCUAUAAUGGUUAUAAUGAACAGGGAUGUUGUUCUUGGUGCACUCCUCCCCUAUGGACAAGUCAUAGCCAUCAAGACGCACAUCUCGAUGUUCAUGAAUCACCACCCCAAUUGGCAGAUGCUCCAUAUGAUCACAUACGACAGAUGCACAUAACUGAGGCAUAUCCAAUCUCAAUGGUAGCUGAUUACAGUGAAAAGGAAAUGAAGGCUAAGAAGAUCACUACCAGCACCCAAGCCACUCCACACAAGAUGUCAUCAAAAUCACCGCGAAAAAGCAAGAAGGGUCGUGGUGAUGAUUCGAACAUGCUGGUCUCACAUGCAAAUAAACAUGGCAAGCUGAAGGGUCAGGAGAUCGUCAGAGGUAAAAAAGAUUUGAAUGAGGUCCCUACGAUGACAGAUACAUGGAGAAACUGUAAUCUGUGCUUUGAUGAGUUCUCUGCUAAUGAAUUGAGUGUGCCAGCGCCAGUGUGCUCCUGCACUGGGAAGUUACGGCAGUGCUAUAGGUGGGGGGAUUUUGGAUGGCAGUCUUCUUGCUGCACUUCGUCACUGUCCAUGUACCCACUUCCUGUCAUGCCCAACAAGCGCCAUGCUCGGAUGGGAGGAAGGAAGAUGAGUGGCAGUGCUUUUAGGAAGUUGCUCAGUUGCCUGGCAGCUGACGGCUAUGAUUUGUCAAUGGCAGUGGAUCUCAAGAACCACUGGGCUAAGCAUGGCACAAAUCGAUACAUCACCAUCAGGUGAUCUAAGAACUCGUGCAAGUACCGUUAUGUACAGCCUUUGAAGAACCAGCUUCAUGGUUGAGAGCAUGCUUUACUAGAGAGGAAAGACCAACUCUUGUUUUGGUAGUUGGUUUCGUGAUACUGUUUGCUCUUUCUAUGUUCUUUACUUCUCAUGUUAUCAAUGUUUUGUUGCUGCCC
This is a messenger RNA of Musa acuminata AAA Group (dessert banana), 3698 nucleotides long. Its product is annotated as barley B recombinant-like protein D. The transcript is spliced from 4 exons. Lineage: Eukaryota; Viridiplantae; Streptophyta; Magnoliopsida; Zingiberales; Musaceae. Gene Ontology annotation, cellular component: nucleus. Bases 2485 to 3522 code for a protein of 345 amino acids. Gene Ontology annotation, molecular function: sequence-specific DNA binding; DNA-binding transcription factor activity. Gene Ontology annotation, biological process: response to ethylene. The record is from RefSeq and is a predicted model, not a curated record.